GUUAUCAGGUUUUCAUAUAGACAAACUAGUAGUAAUAAAUACGCGUUAUUGAAAGUAUCUAAACGAAUAUUAAGAUGAUUACAGAAUUAUGGACAAAAAAUAAUACAAUAACUUUGAGGACUUCAAUGAGUCACAUAAUGAAAUACAAGCAUCUUCUGAAAUGGAAAAACAGCGAGUCUAUUUUGGAAGUAGGUUGUGGAGAUGGAACUAACGCUAAACAGGUUAUACUACCUAUUUUGCCGAAGGAUUAUAAAGAAUUUCACAUUUCCGACAAAGAACCCAAUUUCGUAAAAUACAUUGAACGAAAUGUUACUAUACCAAAACUGAAAGUUUUUAAACAAGAUGUCGUUGAGGAUGAAGUUCCGAAGGAGCUGGAAAAUAGGUUCGAUCACAUUUUCGGAUUUUUCUUUUUGCAUAUGUUAAUGGAUCCAAGAAAAGCAUUGGUGAAUAUUCACAAAAUGUUAAAACCUGGUGGACAAACGUUUUUUAAUUUUUUCGAAUACACCCCAAUAAACAAAAUAAUGCAAAAUAUGGCAAUUCAUCCAAAAUGGGGAAAAUACGAACACAAAGAAAAUGCUUAUUGCUACCAUGAAAAUCCGUUAGAAGCUUACACUCAAGACUUUAUAGCGGCUGGAUUCAAAGACGCAAUUUAUAAUACCGAAAAAGAAACAUGGGAAUUUGAUGAAGGACCUGAAUGGGAAAAUUUGCUGGUGUCAGUUAACUCAGUAUUGUCAGAACUUCCUGAAAGUGACAAAGAAGAAUACAUCAGAGAUUAUGUAGAAUAUUGCAGAUCAGUUGGUCCCACGAAAGUCAAAACAGCCGAUGGAAAAUGGAUUAGGAAAUUUGAUAGAAAUAUGUUUGUGGUAGUUGCUAAUAAAACUUAAAUAUCAAAAACUAUAACAUAUAUUAUAAAAUAUUAAUAUAUACUUAUAAUAUGGAAAAAAAAAUGAAAAUAAUAAUCUGAAGAUUCGUUUCAA
This is a messenger RNA of Diorhabda sublineata, 977 nucleotides long. Its product is annotated as juvenile hormone acid O-methyltransferase-like. Bases 75 to 884 code for a protein of 269 amino acids. Lineage: Eukaryota; Metazoa; Arthropoda; Insecta; Coleoptera; Chrysomelidae. The transcript is spliced from 3 exons. The record is from RefSeq and is a predicted model, not a curated record.